Drosophila bipectinata is the source of this 2470-nucleotide messenger RNA. RefSeq names its product venom dipeptidyl peptidase 4. Gene Ontology annotation, biological process: proteolysis. NCBI's taxonomy places the organism in Eukaryota, Metazoa, Arthropoda, Insecta, Diptera, Drosophilidae. The record is from RefSeq and is a predicted model, not a curated record. Gene Ontology annotation, molecular function: serine-type peptidase activity; dipeptidyl-peptidase activity. Gene Ontology annotation, cellular component: plasma membrane.
GAAUUCAGUUGCUUUGUGGCGGCAAAGCGGUGAGUGUCGUUUUGCGCGUUCUGUACUUCGCGGUGUGACAAGUGAAAAAUUGGUUCUUGCUGUUUCGGACAUGCAUGACAAAUUGCAAUCUGUGGUGUGGCUGGUGUUGGCCGUAAUACUCGGCUUUGGGCCAUCAGCACAAGCGGCGGUUGUGGGUCGGGCGGCCGACGAGGAGGGCAGCUCGAACAAGACGCCGUGGGAACUAACGGAGGCCCUUUACGGAACGUUGGGUCUCCGCAGUUUCAAUGGCACCUGGAUAACAGAUGAAGAAUUUUAUUAUACUGCCUCGGAUAGAUCCAUCCAUAAAUACAACGCGGCCACCAAAACAGACACCAUCUUCCAGGCGUCUUCGUUUCUGAACAACUAUGUGGGGGCCACAUUCACGCUGUCAGCAGACAACACAAAGAUCCUGAUCCGUCACAACCUGACGGAGAAGUUCCGGCACUCCUACAUCGCCCAGUACGAUGUCUACGACAUUGAAACGAACACCACGGUCCAGAUCCACAAGGGCGAGAAGCUGGCUUACUGCGGAUGGUCGCCCCUAAGGGAUCGCCUGGCCUAUGUCUACCUCAACAACGUGUACAUCCAUUUCAACGAGAACUUGGAGAUCAGUAUUACGGAUGACGGCGUCGACGGAGUUGUCUACAACGGGGUGCCUGACUGGGUCUACGAAGAGGAGGUUCUCAGCAGUGGAAGCGCUAUUUGGUGGUCGGCCGACGGAACCAAACUGGCCGUGGGCUUCUUUGACGACACCGAUGUGGAGACUUUCAAUUAUUUUCUCUACGGUGAUGGAAUUACAACCUACUACCAAUACCCCCACGAGGAGCACCUCAAGUACCCAAAGUCAGGCACCAAGAACCCACUGGUAGCCCUGCGAGUUUACGACUUGGCCAACAAUGACCCAACCAUGAAGCCCAUUGUGGCGCCGGAAAUAGUCGGCACCGACCACAUCCUGCAGAACGUGGUGUGGUCCAAUGAGACCCACUUGCUAGUCACCUGGUUGAAUCGGCGCCAGAACCUCUCCUCCAUUCAGAGCUGCAGUUACGAGGGACCGUGUGCGGAGGUGAAGCGACUGGAGGAGCCGCAAGGCUGGGUGGACAUCAGCACACCCAAGUGCCUUUCCACGGGCAAGAGCUGCAUCUUUACCUAUUUUAUCGACAACUGGCAACAGGUGUGGAACCUCGACCUGGCAACAGGAGUCAACAGUUGGCAAUCACGUGGAAACUUCACCGUCUUGUCGGUCUAUGGAUACGACGAAGUGAGGGACAAGCUAUAUUAUCAGGCCACACAGCCCCAUGACCCAUCAGUUUACCAUGUGUUCAGCAACGACGAGUGCCUCAGCUGCAACCAGAUCGAUGUGGAUGGGCAGAAGUGCCUGUCGGCUAGCGCCACCUUCAGCAAGUCCUUCUCCUACUACACCUUGACCUGCAAUGGGCCCAAUCCCUCGUACACCCGCAUCUUUGAGGCCACCUCGAAUACGCUCCUGGUAGAUUGGGAGCCAAACACCGCAUACAGAGCCACUCUGGAGGCAAAGCAACGUCCCAGCUACCGCUUUCUCAAUGUUACCUUGGCGGACGGAAGCAUUGGAUACGCUAAGCUAGCCCUUCCGCCAACUUUCGACGAGGCCAAGAAGUAUCCCCUGAUUGUGGUGGUCUACCAGGGGCCGAACUCUGUGCGGGUUACAAACUCGUUUGUGCUGGGCUAUGAGGCGUUUGUUACCACCUCUCGGGAAACCAUCUACGCAUACAUCGAUGGCCGUGGCACGGGAAACAAGGGAAAGGACCUGCUGUUCUCUGUUAACAACAAUCUGGGAAAGCACGAAGUGGAGGACCAACUGUUUGUGACUCAAUGGUUGCAAAAUCUGACCUAUGUGGAUGCGGAUCGUUGCGGCAUCUGGGGAUGGAGCUACGGAGGCUAUAUGACAGCUAAGACCAUCGAAAAUGAUAAGGACCAUGUCUUCCAGUGCGGAGUAUCAGUAGCUCCCGUCACUUCGUGGUUGUAUUAUGAUACCAUUUAUACUGAGCGGUAUAUGGGUCUGCCGACUCAAGAAGACAAUGCCCAAAAGUAUAACGAAAGCAGUGUCUUUGGAAAUCUGGAUAACUUUAAGACUCAUGAUUUCCUCUUGAUUCACGGAUCCGGAGACGACAAUGUCCACUAUCAGCACUCGUUGCUGCUGGCCAAGUUACUCCAGAGGGCAGAUAUUCCAUUCGAGGAACAGACGUACACGGAUGAGAACCAUGGUAUUGGCAAUGCGAUACCGCACUUGUACCACACCAUCGACAACUUCUGGAUCAACUGCCUUAACCUGGAGGUCCCUUAGGCCCAGUUUUAGCCUAGUUUAUUACGAGUAUUUGUAAAUACUGUUUGUACAUUCUACGCUUAAAUCCUUUUAUAAAAAAGUCGUGCUUGUUACAUCAUUUAUAUGUAAACGAGAUAAUUU